AUGUCCUGCUACGACCUGUGCUCCACCGCUGGCUCCGGCGUCCUGCGGCCCCAGCCCCUGGCUGACAGCGGGAACGAGCCGUGUGUCCGCCAGUGCCCCGACUCCACCACCGUGAUCCAGCCUCCCGCCGUGGUGGUCACCUUCCCCGGCCCCAUCCUCAGCUCCUUCCCGCAGGAUUCCGUGGUGGGAUCGGCUGGAGCUCCCGUCCUUGCAGCCUCUGGGGCCUCCCUGGGCUACGGGGGCUAUGGGUCCCUGGGCUACGGGGGAUUUGGAUCUGGCGGAUAUGGGGGAUUUGGCUAUGGGGGUUAUGGGGGUCUCUAUGGAUAUGGGGGUUCCUCCCUGGGCUAUGGGGGUCUGGGCUCCUUUGGGGGUCUGGGGUCCUGUGGGGGGUUCCGGGGCCUGUAUGGCUCUGGCAGAUUCUUUGGCUCUGGCUACUGCAGCCCUUGGUCUUUCCGCUCCAGCCGCUCCGGCCGCGGCAGCUGUGGCCCCUGCUAA
This is a messenger RNA of Cinclus cinclus, 495 nucleotides long. Its product is annotated as scale keratin-like. The transcript has a single exon. The record is from RefSeq and is a predicted model, not a curated record. Lineage: Eukaryota; Metazoa; Chordata; Aves; Passeriformes; Cinclidae. Gene Ontology annotation, cellular component: intermediate filament. Gene Ontology annotation, molecular function: structural constituent of cytoskeleton. The coding region runs from base 1 to 495 and encodes 164 amino acids.